CGUAAGGGUUGGGCGACCAGCUGACGGUGAAAUUAGAAGCAGUUAGAGCAAGGCUGAGGAGUCGGAGAUCCACGAGCUAAAAGGACCCAUUCCUUCUAGCUUCUCCAUCAACAGCCUGUCGUUACCUUGCAUUGUGUUGUCGUCCGGCGAACUGCAGACGAUGAAGAGUCACGCUCUCGUCCCGCGGUCAGCGAGCUUCCGACCGGAGACUCUUGGGCAGAAUGCCGUCCAACUUAUUGGCAACCUCUGUUUCUCCCUGUUCGUACUCGGCGUCCUCGCCUUCACCAUUAUUGCCGCCACAUACCAGCCUGAAGAUCCUCUUCUCCACCCAUCCACCAAGCUUUCUUCCUUCCUCACCUCCACAUCAAAUGCCACCUUCCGCUCAGACGAUUCCGCUGCUCACACCGGCGACGACUUCCUCUCCCCUAACUCUACCUCUGACUCCUCCGCUGCCAUUACCCUCUCCCACAUCAACAGCUCCACGAAAACCUCGCAGGUCGCUGUGGACUCUGCUGCCGCGGUCGGAGAUGAGGCGACCGACUCUUCCACUUCCGCUGUUUGUGCCGAUGGUCCAAUCGACUGCACCGAUACGGAGGUCUUCCACUCAAUGAUGCGCGCCGCCAUUGAAAUGUUCCGCAACAUUCACUUCUAUCGCUUUGGCAAGCCGGCGCGUGGCGGUGAAGAUGGCAAGUCCUGCGAUAUGGCCUGGCGUUUCCGCCCUGAGGAGGCAAAGCGGGCCGGCUUCUAUAAAGACUACCGCCGGUUCGAUAUCGUCCGAUAUGCCAACUGUACCUAUUCUGUCGUCAAGGUCGGCGAGUACCAUUCCGGCAUCAACGCUCGCAAGAAGCGCAAGACAACCCAAGGCGGCGAUUUCAAAGCCAAGGACGCUGCCGAUUCUCUUUCUGGAAUGGUCCUUCCGGUGAUCGGUGAGGCGGUGAACGAUACCCUUCCGGUGGUGGAGUCCGAGAGCAAGUUCAGCAGCGGCAAGUACUUGAUCUACACUGGAGGCGGCGACCGCUGCAAGAGCAUGAACCAUUACCUUUGGAGUUUCCUCUGUGCGCUUGGGGAAGCUCAAUAUUUGAACCGUACGCUUGUCAUGGAUCUUAGCAUUUGCCUCAAUUCCAUGUACAGUUCGAGUAAUCAGGACGAGGAGGGGAAGGAUUUUAGAUUCUACUUCGAUUUUGAGCAUCUAAGAGACUCAGCCUCGGUCCUUGACCAGCUCCAAUUUUGGGAGGAUUGGAGUAAAUGGCAGAAGAAGAAUAAGCUGAGGCUUUAUUUGGUGGAGGACUUCAAGAUCACACCCCUGAAGUUGGCUGAAGUGAAGGAUUCUUUGAUAAUGAGGAAGUUUGGGACGGUAGAACCGGAUAACUAUUGGUACAGGGUUUGCGAGGGAGAGACAGAAUCCGUGAUUCUGCGGCCGUGGAACCUAAUUUGGAAGUCCAGGAGGUUAAUGGACAUAGUUGCAAGUAUAGCUUCGAGACUGAAUUGGGAUUAUGAUGCAGUCCAUGUAGUCAGAGGCGAGAAAGCAAAGAACACUCAACUAUGGCCAAAUCUUGCUGCUGACACUUCACCUGAUGCUCUGCUUUCUGGUAUUCGCAACAAGAUUGAUGAUGGAAGAAACCUUUAUGUUGCCACUGAUGAGCCUGACACCACAUUUUUUGACCCUUUGAAGGAAAGGUACACUACUCACUUCCUUAAUGAUUUCAGAGACUUGUGGGAUGAGAACAGUGAGUGGUAUCUUGAGACGAUGAAGCUAAACAAUGGGGUUCCUGUCGAGUUUGAUGGGUACAUGAGGGUGGAGGUGGAUACUGAGGUGUCCUUGAGGGCUAAGAAGCACAUUGAGACCUUCAAUGAUCUCACAAAUGACUGCAAAGAUGGUAUCAAUACAUGUAGAAAGGCUUCUUGAUUAUUGAUGGGCGAAGGCAUAUUGGAAAUGACAAGGUCCCAGUUGAGUAGGACCAGCUGAUAAGGGUUGGAGUCCAUAUUGUAGGUAUGUAUUUCAUAUAUAAGUAUAUUCUUUUGAUAAUCCAGUUAGUUCUACAUGCAUGUUGGGUUUGUACGAGAGAAUUAUAUUUGGAUUGCUGUCAGUUAUUCAUUUGAUGAAAUGAAAUGAAUGAUGAUGAAAAUAUUUAUGUUUA
Molecule: messenger RNA, 2138 nt
Organism: Dendrobium catenatum
Lineage: Eukaryota; Viridiplantae; Streptophyta; Magnoliopsida; Asparagales; Orchidaceae
Exons: 2
Coding region: 161-1906 (581 amino acids)
Cellular component (GO): Golgi apparatus
Source: RefSeq, a predicted model, not a curated record